AUGGCAUUCAAAUUUGUAGCUUUCGUCACCUUUUUGGCCGCCGCCAAUGCCGGAGUCAUCAGCACUCAAUACGCUGCCGCCCCAUUGGCUUACUCUGCUGCCCCAGUUGCUAAAUUGGCUUACUCCGCCCCAGUGGUAGCUAAGGUUGCUGAGGAAUACGACCCAAACCCACAAUACUCUUACGGAUACGAUGUCCAAGAUGCUUUGACCGGAGACAACAAGCAACAGCAAGAAACCCGCAACGGAGAUGCCGUUCAAGGUAGCUACUCUCUCGUUGAUGCUGACGGUUUCAAGAGGACUGUAGAAUACACCGCUGACCCAAUCCAUGGAUUCAACGCUGUAGUCCACCGUGAACCUUUGGUAGCUAAAGUAGCUGCCCCAGUUGCUUAUGCCGCCCCAGUAGCUAAAGUAGCUUACUCCGCCCCAUUGUCCUACGCCGCCCCAGUAGCUAAAGUAGCUUACGCCGCCGCCCCAGCCCACUACUACCACCACUAA
This is a messenger RNA of Nicrophorus vespilloides, 495 nucleotides long. Its product is annotated as larval cuticle protein A2B-like. NCBI's taxonomy places the organism in Eukaryota, Metazoa, Arthropoda, Insecta, Coleoptera, Silphidae. The record is from RefSeq and is a predicted model, not a curated record. Gene Ontology annotation, cellular component: extracellular matrix. The transcript is spliced from 2 exons. Bases 1 to 495 code for a protein of 164 amino acids.